Messenger RNA from Oryza sativa Japonica Group (Japanese rice), 3018 nucleotides. Its product is annotated as protein ENHANCED DISEASE RESISTANCE 2. NCBI's taxonomy places the organism in Eukaryota, Viridiplantae, Streptophyta, Magnoliopsida, Poales, Poaceae. The record is from RefSeq and is a predicted model, not a curated record. Gene Ontology annotation, molecular function: lipid binding.
UUUAAUAGUGGCUUACAAUAAUAAUUAAUCUCUCGUCUUCUCUCUCCGCCUCCCCCGCCUCGAAACCCUCCCCUCCUCCUCCGCCUGUCGCCGGCCACCUCGCCGGCUCCGGCCGCCGUGAUUCGGCGGGGCCUGCGCCUUGCCUAGGCCUCCACGUUCCCCUCCGGUGCCACCUCACCCGCUGGGGUAUGGCUCAUUGACGUGGCGGCCCGGGGGACGUGACGCGACCCAGUUGGAAUUCGAAAUCACCGCCGGAGAUGAUGAUGAGCUCGUCGACCUCGAGGAGGGAGGCGGCGGCGAAGAGCUCCGAGCUGGGGCGCGCCGGCGGCGUGGAUCCCCCGAGGCCCUCCGCGGCGGCGAUGGCGCGGAGCGGGGAGCUCCCCAAGGUCUCGGCGGCGGCGACGGCCGCGGUGCGGCACGAGGGGUGGAUGCUGCGGUACGGGCGGAGGAAGAUUGGGAGGUCGUUCGUCCGCACGCGCUACUUCGUCCUCGACAACAAGCUGCUCGCCUACUACAAGAAGCAGCCCAAGGACAACAUGGUGCCAGUGAAGGCGCUUCAAAUAGAUGGAAAUUGCAGAGUGGAAGACAGAGGGCUUAAAACACAUCAUGGUCAAAUGGUCUAUGUUCUGUGCAUAUACAACAAGAAAGAAAAGGAGAAUCAUAUCACGAUGGGUGCGCAUGAUAUCGAGGAUGCCCUGGUCUGGAAAAAGAAGCUAGAGCUCCUUAUUGAUCAGCAACAAGACACUAUGACGGCUAAAAACCGCAAAGCUUUUGCUUCACUGGACUUUGACAUGGAGUUUGGAGGCCCAUUAUCAUUCUCUGAUCGUGACAGUGGACCGGAAGAUGAAGAAGAGCCCCGGCCUACUUUGCUUCGUAGGACAACUAUCGGGAAUGGCCCUCCUGAUUCGGUACAUGAUUGGACCAAGGAGCCUGAUAUUGGGCUGUCAGAUCAGAAUGACACCAACCAUGCUUACUCAAGAAAGAACUGGCGGCUACUUAGAUGUCAGAAUGGCUUGCGCAUCUUUGAAGAACUUGUGGAGGUUGAAUACCUUGCAAGAAGCUGUAGCCGAGCAAUGAGAGCUGUUGGUGUGGUGGAAGCCACAUGUGAAUCCAUUUUUGGGCUAAUAAUGAGUAUGGAUGUAACACGAUAUGAGUGGGAUUGUAGCUUCCAGUAUGGGAGUUUAGUUGAAGAGGUUGAUGGUCACACUGCAAUACUAUAUCAUCGGCUACAGCUGAACUGGUUUUCAAUGUUGGUCUGGCCCCGGGAUCUUUGUUAUGUACGAUAUUGGCGGCGCAAUGAUGAUGGAAGUUAUGUUGUACUGUUCCGAUCUACUGAGCAUCAGAAUUGUGGUCCCCAACCAGGAUUUGUGAGGGCGUUUAUUGAAAGUGGAGGUUUUAAAAUUUCUCCUCUCAAAUGCGUCAACGGGAGACCACGCACUCAAGUUCAACACCUUAUGCAAAUUGAUCUAAAGGGAUGGGGCGUCAACUAUUUUUCAUCGUUCCAGUACUACUCUUUGUUGCAGAUGCUCAACUGUGUUGCUGGAUUGCGUGAGUACUUUUCCCAAACUGAUGAUAUUCAUCCAGUUCCGAGGAUUCCUGUGAUGAGUACUAUGGCUACUGUGUCCAAAUUGAAAAAGGAUAAGAAACUCCAAGAAACUGACUUAAAGACAAAACAAGCUGAUUUUGGACAAGUCGAUAACAAAAAUUUGGAUAUGAUAGAUGAAGAGUCAGAAGAAGAUGAUGACUAUCAAGUUCCUGAAGCUAAUCUUGAGGAGGCACCUACCAGAUCUGACAGUGAUGCUAAGUACACAGAUCCAAUAGAUUUGUCUUGUUUUUCGGGCAUUAUUCGUCGGGAUGCAAAUGAGAAAAGCCGUAACUGCUGGACAGUACCUGAUAGCAAGCUCUUUAAAGUUCGUAGUGAGAGCUUUCCACAUGACAAAUCAAAGGUUCCCGCAACAAAGUACCUUAUGGAGCUUGUAGCAAUCGACUGGCUUAGGGACAUAAAGCGAAUGGAUCAUGUUGCUAGGCGGAAAGGAUGUGCAGCUCAGGUUGCUGCUGAGAAGGGGAUGUUCACCUUUGUUGUAAACAUUCAAAUUCCUGGAUCAAGCCAUUACAGCUUGGUCCUCUAUUUUGUUACAAGAACCUUGGAAAAAGGAUCACUGUUACAACGUUUUGCUGAUGGCGAUGAUGAUUUCCGAAAUAGCAGAUUGAAGCUCAUCCCAUCUGUUCCAAAGGGAUCUUGGAUAGUGCGACAGAGCGUCGGAAGUACCCCUUGCUUAUUGGGAAAGGCUGUUGAUUGCAGUUAUAUGCGUGGUCAAGAGUACAUAGAAGUAGAUGUAGACAUUGGUUCCUCAGCAGUGGCCAAUGGUGUUCUGGGCUUGGUGUUUGGCGUCGUUACGACUUUAAUAGUUGACAUGGCUUUUCUUAUACAGGCAAACACAUACGACGAGCUCCCGGAGCAACUUCUAGGUGCUGCACGGCUAUCCAAUAUCGAACCCAGCUCAGCAAUAGUUCCUGUACUUGAUAAAUAGCUCUUCAAGGGAAUGAAAUCAAUUGAAGCAGAUUCUUUAAUUCUUUGCUCGGAACUCCAUUUUCUGUUGAUUAGCUGCAGCAGUUUGCAGUUUGAGACGGCAAAAGUGUCAUUUCAGGACUGGAAGCGCGACCAUAUCCUCCAAUCUGUCUUUACAGUUUUCAGAUUUUUCUGACACCAUGCUAGUAGGUAUAGAUAACAUAUAGUAUGUGAUUAUACGGCAUUAUACAUACAGAAAAAACCAAUUCAUGUACAACUCAACGUGGUACCUUGCUUUUUUUUUUUCUCUUUGUAGCCAAUUGUUGUCGAUCUGACACCUCAAUUAGAUGCUCUCUUCCUCUCCUGGAUGUAAAUUGAACUCGUUAUCACUUGCUUGGCCUUUGAGAUUCCUAUAUACUUCUUAGUUUUAUAUUCAAUAGAGUGUACUUCCUCCGAUUUCUAAUGUAUGAUAUCAUUAAUUUUUGUGAUAUGUUUGACCAUUCAUAUUA